Molecule: messenger RNA, 185 nt
Organism: Symbiodinium pilosum
Lineage: Eukaryota; Dinophyceae; Suessiales; Symbiodiniaceae
Source: the annotation of a GenBank genome assembly
GCGUGUCCUAUGUGGUAAGCUUCGACCCUGCUGUCUCCCUCGACGGCCACGUGCACCGCGUGGGUCGUUGCGGGCGUGGGGGGAGCGUUGGGCGUGCCUUCGCCUUCCUUGGUUCCGAGGAUGUGGCAUAUGCGCAGCUGCUGCAAGAGUCCAUGAAGUCUGCCGGGCAGGCAGUGCCUAACGAU